ACAUCAGCCCCUUUGCUUCAGGUACCCAAGGAGCAGUUUUCCUACAGGCGCACCGCACCUCCUUAUCGACGCCUUCAGUCAAGUUUUCUUGCAGGGGAUGACUUAUCUCAAUUCCAUUCACCACCUGCAAUUUCUUAAAAGCUUGUCCAGACUUUUUCAAGAGGGACUUCAUUUUCUCAGAGAGCAAUCUUUAGCAGCUCUGAACAGGCAUCAAAGGUGUUGUAUUUCUAUCUGUAUGGAAUGAAGUCUCUCAGACAUAUGCAAACGAUGUGCCGACAUUACCAGUGAUCCCGUCCUCUCUACUCCCACUUACUACAAGCCCCUACUCUGAAAUGGAGAAGUACUGCCUGGAUUCUCUUUCCAACAUCUCAGAACAGCAUGGCAGGUUCUGUAACAUCACGUUGCUAAAUGUUACAGGAAAUGACACUGGAACCAAGUCCAUUGAGGACAGACUACUGGAAGUUCUAGGGCCGAAGCGCUCCCCCGUCUUUCUCCCUAUCUCCCUGGUUUACCUGCUCAUCUUCCUCCUGGGCGUGUCUGGCAACCUGCUCACAUGCACAGUGAUAUCCAAACACAAGAAGAUGUGCACCCCCACCAACCUGUACCUGUUCAGCCUGGCUGUGUCAGACCUCCUGGUGCUCUUCUUUGGGAUGCCCCUGGAGAUCUACGACCUGUGGCAGAACUACCCCUUCCCCUUCGGAGAGGGAGUCUGCUACUUCAAAAUUUUCCUCUUCGAGACUGUAUGCUUUGCCUCCAUCCUCAAUGUGACAGUGCUGAGUGUGGAGAGGUAUAUCGCAGUGGUCCAUCCACUAAAAACACGCUAUGUUGCCACCAACAAGCAUGCCAAGCGUGUCAUCAGUGCUGUAUGGGUGCUGUCCCUGGUUUGUGCCAUCCCUAACACCUCCCUGCAUGGCAUCUACUACUUGAAUCUCCCGGAGAAGGUGGCAGAGUCAGCCAUAUGCAGUUUGAUAGGUUCCCCGUGGAUCUACAACCUGGUGAUUCUGAUCACCACCACAUGCUUCUACAUUGUUCCCGUGACGGUGAUCAGUGGGCUGUACCUGGGGAUUGGUAUCAAGCUGGGCAGGGAGCGACACCUCUCCCGGGGGACGAUGAGGAAGAACUGUAGCGCUAACAUCAGCUGGAGAAUCCAUGUGGAGCAAGUGCGCAGGAGACAAGUCACCAAGAUGCUUGCUGUGGUCGUGCUGGUGUUUGCCAUCUGCUGGGCACCUUUCCACAUUGACCGGAUCCUGUGGAGCUGCAUCAUGCAGUGGUCUGUCUGGACAGACCUCAACCAAGCCGUGUACCAGUGUGUGCACCUCCUUUCAGGCAUCCUCUUCUACCUCAGCUCUGCAGUCAACCCCGUUAUCUAUAACCUGCUCUCCACACGCUUCCGGGAAUGCUUCUGGGAUCUCGUCUGCACCCAUACAGAAGACACCACUGCUGGAAAAGACUUCACACCCUCCGCCAAGAUCCUGCUGGUCCCCUCGGGCCCAGUUCCUAAGACCCAAGCCAGGCCCAGUGACCACAACUCCCUCACUCCCCUGAUAUCUCCAACUGGGAACACAGAGAUCACAACACUGACAAGUAAACAUUUGUGCGUGGUAGACUCUGACUUCACUGCUACUGCUUUUUAAUCAUAUUUCAUAUUUAAUGCAGAGAUGUAGACUCGAAUCACGUGACUUGGACACUUAAUUUCCUGUUAAAUUCUGUUAUUACACCGUGAACAUACACUGAGCGUACAAAAGCUCUUUUCAUGACAUAGACUGACCAGGUGGAUCCAGGAGAAAGAUAUGAUCCCUUAGAUGUCACCUGUUCAAUGUAGGUGAAGGAGAAUAGACAGGUUACAUAAGUAUUUUUAAGCCUUGAGACAAUUAUUGUGUAUGUGUGCUAUUCAGAGGGUGAAUGGGCAAGACAAAAGAUUGAAGUGCCUUUGAAAAGGGUAGUAGGUGCAGCGGCUUGAGUGUGUCAAGAACUGCAAUGCUGCUUUUAACACCUUGUAGAGUCCAUGCCCUGAUGAAUUGAGGCUGUUCUGAGGGCAAAAGAGGGUGUAACUCAAUAUUAGGAAUGUGUUCCUAAUGUUUCGUACACAGUGAACAUUCACGGCAAUUCCAUUGCUCAAAGCGGAGAAUCGUAUUGGUUAUAUGGGAAAUGACCUUUAAAUUCUGUUCUGCCUAGCGCCGCUGCACCAACAAGUGCGGAAAGGCAAGGGGAAGAAUAGAGCACUGUCCUAUAUUUCAAUGCUUGUCGCUUGAAAAUAUGAGCUCUGAGCUUGAGUUUCUGUGAAUGUUAAUUCUCAGCCAUCCACAGACCUCUCAAUGUGCAUUCAGUGGGUAGGGGAAAAACAACACUUUAUUGUAAUUGGAGAUUUCAUAAUAUAAGUCAAACUGUAGUUGUACUAUCAACAGUAGCUGUACAUCAUCAUUUGGAUGGCCUUUUUAUUAGUAAUGAUGAUAAAAAAACAUUAAGUUAAUGAUCUGUGAAGUUUAAUAUGUAGGCCUAUGUACUGUACUAGUAGGUCUAAUGUAAGGAAAACAGUAAAUAUCCUGAUUUUAAAAAUUGCUUUGAAAUUGGUAUAAAACAAAUUGGUAUAAAAUUGGUAUAAAAAUAGAUACUUUGGGAUUUUGGCAAUCGACCUCCCCAGAGUCACAUGAACUCGUGGAAACCAUUUUCCAGUAGGAAGUAAGUUAGAGGUAGUUUUGUAAGCCAAUGCUAGCUAGUGUUAGCACAAUGACUGGAAGUCUAUUGGUAUCUGCUAAAUGGUAGUUAGCAAUUGCACUAGUUCCAGCAAAGAUUUUUUUUAAAUCAAUGACGCUAGUUAGCAACUUCGUUCAAAUUGCACGCAAAGACAUACAAAUGGUAUC
Oncorhynchus tshawytscha (Chinook salmon) is the source of this 2861-nucleotide messenger RNA. It is a transcript of the gene nmur3, whose product is annotated as neuromedin U receptor 3. Gene Ontology annotation, biological process: G protein-coupled receptor signaling pathway. The transcript is spliced from 3 exons. Gene Ontology annotation, molecular function: neuromedin U receptor activity. The coding region runs from base 333 to 1634 and encodes 433 amino acids. Gene Ontology annotation, cellular component: plasma membrane. Lineage: Eukaryota; Metazoa; Chordata; Actinopteri; Salmoniformes; Salmonidae. The record is from RefSeq and is a predicted model, not a curated record.